Molecule: messenger RNA, 2749 nt
Organism: Aedes aegypti (yellow fever mosquito)
Lineage: Eukaryota; Metazoa; Arthropoda; Insecta; Diptera; Culicidae
Gene: Ir87a1
Exons: 2
Coding region: 1-2082 (693 amino acids)
Source: RefSeq, a predicted model, not a curated record
AUGCGGCACUAUUUCAUUUGGAUCGCGGCUGUCCAACUGGUAACCGCGGAAGUCUUCUUCGAGCAGAACGUCGAAGAGAAUCUCCUGACGGUGGUUCCCUGCGUGAAGCGUCUCUGUGAGAAAUACUUCAAAUCGGAACGGGCCAUGAAGGGUUCGCUGGCCAUCAUCAACAUCAAACCGGACACGUCGCAGUUCCAGUUGAGCAUUUUGAAAUCGUUCAACGAAGAUCCGCGGCACGAGAUGGGCGUCAUGGUUAAGGACGGCCGGAAGAAGCACCAGAACGCCUCGCACGUGACCGAGAAGGCCAAGAACUACCUGCUGAUGGUGAGCGACUCUUCGGAGCUGGAUCCUCCGAUCAACCAGCUGCGGCGGUUGCCCACGUGGAAUCCGUUGGCCCAGGUGGUGGUUUUGUUCACCUCGGAGAUGACUCCGUUGAUUUUCGAGAUCGAAGUUCGGAACGCGCUGCAGAAGCUGUUCGAGAACUCGGUGUUGAACACUAAUGUGAUGGUUCAGCGGUACGGGACUAGCGUCCUGGAAGUGUGGACUUGGUUUCCGUAUGAGAACGGGGGUUGUGCGGAUGACAUUGUGAAUAUACGGUUGAUCGAUGAGUGCGAAUAUACGGAAAUAUCUGUCGAGGACGUGGAACAAGCGGAAAGUAACGGAUUCGUAGACCCGGAUCUUGAAUAUUUGAAUGAAACGUACGCCAACAGUUCUUAUGCGAUACAAAGAGACUUGGAGGUUGGAGAUGACGAUGCAUCAUCAACCUCCCAGGAAACCGUAUGGAUGUUCCGCGAGAAGCACUUCUUCGCGGACUUUGGACCGAAGAUACCGAAAGACUACAACGACUGUCCGCUGAAGGUGUCCACGCCCAUAUGGGAGCCGUUCGUAGUGGGCAACGAAACGUUCAUCGAGAAGGGCCUGGAGGUGCUGAUGAUCGAAGCGAUCACCGCCAGAAUGAGGCUCACGCCGGUUUACCGGAUCAUCGAACCGGAAAGGACCACGGCGCGGAUCACGGCCGACAACAUCACCGGGUUCUACGCGGAUUUGAUCAAGAGGCGAACGGACGUCAUGAUUGGCGGUCUGUACGAGAACCCCAUCAGCCGGAAGCUCCUAUCGUCGACCAUUCCGUACUACCAGGACGAUUUGACGUGGUGCGUUCCGACGGCUCGGCACGCUCCCAAGUGGCUCAACGUGUUCAUCAUCUUCAACGUGUGGACCUGGCUGAUUGCGAUCGUGAUCGUGUUCUUCGCUGCGGGCAUCAUCUACUGCUUCAACCACGUGGAGAAGGGCUACCCGGAGAACUACACCUGGAUGGCGUUGCAGUCCCUGGCGUUAUCCUUGAGUGUCUACGCCCAUUACUGGCCGAAACGAUUCUCCGUUCGGCUGUUCCUGGUUGGAUACAUGUUCUACGGAAUACACUGGAGCGCCGCCUAUCACAGUUUCCUCAUAUCGGUUCUCACGCGGCCUCGUUUCGAGACUCAGGUCGCUACGGUGGAAACUGCGAUCGAGCAAAACUUCCACUUCGCUGGAGCGGAGAAUACUCUGGUGUUCUUCGACAGGCCGGAUUCCUUCUCGAAGCACAUCGCUCGCAUCUAUGAGACUUGUCCCAAUAUGGACGACUGCUUGGCGCGCUUGCAUUCGGAACGGACGAUCGCGGUGGCCAUUUCCCGGGCGCAUUCGCAUAAUAGCAAGAGCAUUGGCGAGGCGGAGAUCUUCUGCUUCCCCAGAACGGACAACAUCCAGACCUAUUCGGUGGGAAUGAUGGUGAAGAAGGAUUUCCAUCUGUUGCCGAAGAUCAACGAUUUGAUUAGGAGGAUCAGCGAAUCUGGGUUGCUGGGCAAGUGGCAAGUGGAGAGCGACAAAAUUCGUAUUGAUGAGGAUUUGGACGAAGGAGGCGGGGGAGGUGAUGGCCAUGGUGAUGGGCAGAUCGUCCUGAAGGUGGAGCAUAUCGAAGGCGCAUUUAUCCUGGGAGCCGUGGGACUUGGCCUGGCAACGAUCUCCUUCAUAGUGGAAGUGGUUUAUUUCAAGUUGAAGCAAAAGUACAAGUGGGAUGAUUCCACUUUCAGCAAUUUGAUCUGUUAGGGGUCGAAAUUGUUUUACCAGCAAACAUUUUACGCACAAAACAGAAGACCUUCAAGCCACUUAAGCAAAUAGGUAAUUUUCAGACGCAAAGAGUAGCGGGUAUUCACACCGGUAGUAGCAUCAGUAGACAUCCAGAAGUCAAUAUAAAGUGGAAAAUUGCUCCAUUUAAUUGACGAUAAUGAAAGGUAAUUUGAAGCAAGCAUUGAAUCCACUUACUGGUGGAAAAGAAGCACCACCAACAAAGUAGGCUUCGGUGUCGCCGUUCGUUGGGAGCUUACAGUAAAGGGUACACUUCUUCGGUAUACCGUCGCAGCAAGCCAUGGUGCGGAUUCGAAAAUCGUUUUCGAAGAGCGACUGGUUAGCCGAAUUGAGAUGUGAUGGCAUUGCAAGGUGAAGGGAUUUAAAUGUGCGUUCAUGGCGAUUGACAGGCCAUUACACCCCCGUUUUGGAUCAACAAGCUGGUUUGAUUUCUUGCUCAUAAAAAGCCUAUUGUGUCGGCAAUUUUAAAGAAAAAAAAGGUGCCGUACUUGAAGAGUGCAUUUUUUUAGCAAUCGUUUUGGUGCGAACAGUAACCCCUUUUACUAAUUAUUCGUGGAAAAACUUGGCAUUGAGAAAAUAUACUUCUAGAAUACCGUGCACCCCCGUUAAUUUGAACGAUACCUCAUGC